GCCCAGUAGAUUAUUUGAUCUGCGUGGGAUUAAUUAGGCUACUGAUUGUAGAAGCCUCACGGGGAAUAUCUAAUAUCUUUGAAUUUCAAAGAGCGAAGUUUCCCUGGUGUUAGAAAAGAUGUCUGACCGUGAGUGGGUCACCGAAGCCGACGAAUACGUUUGUCAGCUGUCUGCGGAGACCCAAGCCAUAGCUAAGGAGGAGCUGCGCGAAGAUGAGAAUUCGCGUCGUACCGCGCUGGCCUCCAUGCGGGAAUGGAUCAAGCAGAACCCCAAAAUAAGGAAUUGUAGAAUGGAUUCCAGCUUCUUGUUGCGAUUCUUGCGUUUCAAAAAGUUCCACGUGACCCUCGCCCAAGAAGCACUGGAACGGUACGUCCUGUUACGGCAGACGUUCGGAGUGGCCUUCAACUGUCUAGACAUCACCAUACCCAUGAUGCAGGAACUCACCAAUUUGGGAUACAUGUUCGCUUGUCCCAAAAGGGACAGCAAGGGUAGGAGGGUGAUAGUGACUCGUCCAGGUGUGUUCGAUCUGGAUAAGUUCAUGAACGGAGACAUGUGCAGAAUUCACGGCAUCGUCUACGAGACUCUGAUGGAGGACGAGGAAAACCAGGUGCGCGGCUUCGUCCAUUUCGCCGACGGACAGGGCGUCGGAUUCGCCUACUUGACGCUGUUUACCAUCAAGGAGGCCGUACGCAUCGUCAAAAACGGAGAGCGAACUCUGCCUAUGAGACACAAGGAAAUUCACGGAAUUCACGUCCACCCGUCCAUGAAAUUCGCUCUCGAUUUCGGCAUGUCCCUGAUUUCGGAGAAAAUCAAAAGUCGUGUCAAGCUGUACUCGAACUUACAAGAAGCCCUCGACAGCGGGCACAUAGAACGAGACAUCCUUCCCAAAGAAUAUGGCGGGACUAUGCCAAUGUCCGAGAUGAUUGAACUGUGGAAAGUGGAAUUACAUAAAUGCCAUCCUAUUCUGAUGUCUCAUGACAAAAUGGCUGUGAAUGAAGAGCUAUUUAGUGCAAAGGCAAAGGAAGGUGCAGUUUCGGCAUUGAAAAGAAAUGGAGUUUCGUGUGGGUCCGAAGGUGAUUCGCUCUGUGGUAUUACAGGAAAUUUUAGAAGAUUAGAAGUAGAUUAAAGGAAAUACAUUUUGAACAUUCACACAUUUAUCACCAUCAUUUGAUCAUCAUCUUGAGUACUGAUUUUAUAUUAUAUACAGUGUGUCCCACUUAACCAUGCUCACCAUGGGUAUCUUUUUAACGGUGAGAGAUACGAGGUCGGUUAAAUGACACCAAUUGUGGAGUUUGUCAAGGCCAACUAUAAUGUGAAAAAAUAUUUUGAUAAAAUCUAUUCGUUUUUGUUUUAUACGCAAAAAACAGAUUUUGAUCAUUUUCAUGUCUUCCCCGUGACUUCUUUAUUUAUGAAAAUAUUCAAAUAGG
This is a messenger RNA of Phaedon cochleariae (mustard beetle), 1427 nucleotides long. The record is from the annotation of a GenBank genome assembly. NCBI's taxonomy places the organism in Eukaryota, Metazoa, Arthropoda, Insecta, Coleoptera, Chrysomelidae.